AGUGUUGAAAUAAAUCAAUAUAAUUAAUUAUUACUAAGCCAACGUCAGCGCUUUUUAGAAAUACCAGCGAAAAAAACAAAGUCUAUAUAAACUAAAGAUAUAGGCUCCUUUUUCAGUUGCACUUCCAGAAGUCUCUCCAGUGCAAGAGCUAAACCUCAAGUUCAGAAGAAAAACUUAAACAUGGCUCUAGGAUUGGUUUCUUUCCUUUUGUUUGGAACUUUCAUCAGCCAUGUAGCCUCAGAUAUUAAUGUUACAUUGGAUAUUUCGAAAAUAUUAUUUCAACAAGCUCUCUUGAAUAAGCUCUACUACGCUUCUAAGGAUACAGUAGCAAACUUUGACAAAGCUAAAGAGUUCUGUACCACCAAUGGAGGAGGCUACCCGGCAGAGAUUGAUAGUGUCGAGGAAAUGGGGGUUUUGGAAAAUUUGGUGAAAAAUGUGACUGACCUGAGAGUCUUCGUUGCAGGCUCCGACGCCAAAAGUCAACUCACUUGGGUCUUUCAGAGAACACAAGUUAAGAUGAGUGUUUUUGAUUGGAUCCCUGGCGAACCAAACGACACAAGUGGAAACGAAGAUUGCAUUGAACUCAAGUCACCGCUUCACUUCCGGGGCAGAAUGAAUGAUAUUUCAUGUAACACUGCACUUAGAGUCCUGUGUGAGAGAGAUUUGUUUUAGACAACGAAAGUGUAAACUUUAACAGAUCUGAAACUAUCGAUAGAAAUAAAAGUGUACUCGAAUGUCAAUAACA
Messenger RNA from Biomphalaria glabrata, 745 nucleotides. RefSeq names its product collectin-10-like. Bases 181 to 672 code for a protein of 163 amino acids. Gene Ontology annotation, molecular function: carbohydrate binding. Gene Ontology annotation, biological process: biological process involved in interspecies interaction between organisms. Lineage: Eukaryota; Metazoa; Mollusca; Gastropoda; Planorbidae. Gene Ontology annotation, cellular component: external side of plasma membrane. The transcript is spliced from 3 exons. The record is from RefSeq and is a predicted model, not a curated record.